Messenger RNA from Suncus etruscus (white-toothed pygmy shrew), 2687 nucleotides. It is a transcript of the gene IQCH, whose product is annotated as IQ motif containing H. Bases 12 to 2687 code for a protein of 891 amino acids. Gene Ontology annotation, molecular function: protein binding. NCBI's taxonomy places the organism in Eukaryota, Metazoa, Chordata, Mammalia, Eulipotyphla, Soricidae. The transcript has 16 exons. The record is from RefSeq and is a predicted model, not a curated record.
GGGUUCUAAGUAUGAUAGAAAGAGGAUUGAUUCCACCAACAGCAAAAAUUACCUUCGAGAAUCCACCCAUUAUGCCCAGGCCAGCUCCUCUCCAUGACUUUAUUGAGGCACACAGGAAUCCAACAAUUGGUCAUCUUAUUCCUGCUGUUAAAUCUUGGAAACCACCACAGAAGACAGCUGACAAGAUGGAUAGCAUCAGAAAAUUAGUACCAAAGAUGUACUACAGUUCUGCUUUAGCUGACUCCAAACCCACAGCGUCCCUGUGCCUGAGUCGCCUGUUUGAUGUCCAAGAGUGUGUUUCCUUGGAGAACAGGUCUUUACUAGUUAUGUCCAAAGGAACUAGAGUUAUAGUAGAGAAGAUCUUGAAAUCCACCUUAACCAGAAUUUCCAGAUCUCCAUGGGAACACGACUUUUCCAUUUACAAUGGCACCAUAGACAAGACGACCUCAGAUUUCCUCACAUUCAAGGAGCAUGUCAGUUUGAUUUGGGGAAGCGUUGUUUCUCUCUUAGAACACAUCGAGAAGUUUCUCAAGGACUAUGCUAUUCCAGAAGUCAGGGUGAAAGGGAACAAUUUGGUGGAUCUUCUUCCAGAGUUUGAGCUGAAGAAUAAACUUAGCAAAAGCGACAUCUUAUCUGUAUUAGAAUCCCCAGAGUACAUCCAAAGUAUCAUCAAUCGUCCAGGGCAAAGAUUCAAGGGCCAAGAUGGAGAGAGAGAGGCAGCGAUCAAGGUCCAAGCCACUUGGAAAUGCUUUGUAGCAAGGAAAUACUACAUCACGUUUCGCCAGCAGAAGUGGGCGUCAGGUGUGAUUGCUAUCAAGUGGCUUUUAUACUGCCACAAGGUCCGAGUCAGGAAGCUCUUGAUGGAGACCCGGAAAAGACACCUGAGUAAUUUCCACAUUCGAGCCAAGCAUCUGGCAGCCAACUGGAAUCGCAUCAGGACCUCCAGGAGGACCAUUAUCCAUAUCCCAUCAUUAGGCUAUGCCCAGCCAGUGCGAAGCAGCACAGACAACUUCAACACACCUGCAGAAUCGCAGCUGGGAAGACUCUGUGACAUCAGAGAUGCCAAUGUGACAGUCCUCUAUGUCUCCUCCCAUGAAAUGAAAGAGGAAUUACUGCUCUACUACAGGAAAAUCCUGAGUCUCCAGGCAGCUGUCAAAUCAGGCAACCUUAAGGACAGAACUGACCUGCAGGACAGGUUCAAAAUCAUCAUCCCUGAAGCCAUCAACUUCUUUACUAAACAUCACAUGUGUCUGGCAACUCUUCUCUUGUAUAGUCCCAAGGCAAUGAAAAGAAUAAAGAAUCUCAUUCAAGGAAGGGAAGCCUACAUCGUCAGUGGGUUCAUCCAUAAAGAUGAUUUGGCUGUGUCGGAUAUUUUAGAUGUUCCCAUUCUGGCUUCGGAGCCAGCACUCGCUCAUAUUUAUAAUACCAAGUCUGGAAGUAAAGAGGUCUUUGACAGUGCCAAUGUGCCAGUUCCCCCUGGAGUACACAGCAUCUAUAAUUUCCAACAGAUAAUAGAACAAUUGAGCCAGCUAAUUGUUGACAAUCUGGAUAUUCAACGCUGGCUCUUUAAAAUGGACUACGAAUUUGGAGGAAAUGGAACUGCAUUUUGUGAUAUUAUUUCCCAUCUGAAGUGCUACGGGUGGGUCCUAAAGGAGAGUAAAAGGUACGGCAGUGAAGACUGGCACAAGAAAUGGGCACAGGAGCCAGCUUUGGUGAAGAUCUCCGAGGAGCUGGCGGGCAUUUUAGCACAGCACGCACAGCCAGUCAAUGUGAAACGGUUCCCAACGUGGAGGAAAUUCCUCCAAACGUUUCUCGUUCAAGGGGGCGUGAUCGAGGCGUACCCCCCUGCAGAAAGUGUCACCAACCUGAAGGUGGACAUGCUGAUAGAGCCCAAUGGGAUAAUAAGCGUGCUGACCUUGGGGGACCAAAUCCACGGCGAGAGUCCCUUCAUCUCCUCUGGAACCACCAUACCACAGACCUCAGUGGAUCCCCAAGUUCUCCAUUCUUUGUGCCUCCAAAUUGGAAUGGCUUGUAGGAUAAAACAGGUGGUCGGUUACUUUUCCAUAGACCUGGUGACUUUCAUCGAUCCGCUCUCCCUGGAACAGCAGGUGUGGGCCACUGGCCUCAACAUCUCCUACAGUGACCAGCUGGCCUUGACACAGUUCGCCUUGUACCUAACCAAUGGCAAACUGAACUGCAGGCUCAGCACCUUCCAUGUGCCCCCUGUGAAGAAAAAAAAGAAGAAGACCAACCCCUUGCUGCCAGUGCAGGUAAGUUGCAGACCACACGAGGUGUGUCGAUAUGCAGUGAUGAGCACGCAGCUGAAGCACGGUGAUCUUUCCCUAGUCUUCCACAAUGUUUUCCUCCAGUUAUGUAAGUCCCAUGGCAUCGGAUAUAACCUUGAGGAGAGAUAUGGAACUAUAUUUAUACUGUAUGAUUCCCUGAGGAGAGAGCAGCUGGGAAUGAUAACAAUCGGUAUGGAUCUCCAGGGGGUCCUCAUGACCUUUGCUCGCAAUCUCUUCAUCAUCCAUCAAGAAGUAUCAGCACCUAAUAUGCAAAGCGUGACCAAUUUUAAGACAACCAUUCGAGAAGUUGAAGACAUUCUUGGAGUCACAGAAGAAAACAAAAUUAAAUUUGAAGAGCAAGAGUCCAAAGAUUGUAAAAUUUCCUCUGACCCUAAAAACUGA